Linum tenue is the source of this 660-nucleotide messenger RNA. The record is from the annotation of a GenBank genome assembly. NCBI's taxonomy places the organism in Eukaryota, Viridiplantae, Streptophyta, Magnoliopsida, Malpighiales, Linaceae.
AUGUACAGUUCUCUCUCUCUCUCAGAUUUCCAAAACCCUCGUGUACUGUCUCGUGCUCUCUGCGAAGGCGAGAAUACUCGACGGAGAGGAGGAAGUGGAGAGGAGACUGAUCAAGAGCUGGAUCCGGUGUGGGCCGGAAAUGGUGAGGUCAUUCAGCACGGCGAGUUAUACCGAACAAGAGCCGCCGGAAGUGAGGGGGAGUUUGGAGGAGAGCCGUCGCAUCCGGAUUGCCGGCAAGGUCGUUCGCCGGGGCCUAUACUAGAGUGUGGACGCCUGGCGCCAUUGAUCCGACUUCUUCAGUAUCCUUUUUCUCGCUGCAGUUUUGGCAUUUCAGGUAUGGCAGCGAGAGGCCUGAAGAUUUGGGCGGCAGCUGAGGACUUCGCAAGUAAUAGGGGAUAUGUACUGUCUCUCUACCGACAACUAUUGCGCAGUCUGAAUUCUCCAAGUUUGCCUUUGAAUUUAGCUGCAAGACUGGCAAAGAAGGCUGAGGUUCGUGCCAUUUUCCUGCUGGGAUCCGAGGAGAGAUCCGUCCACAAUAUCAAGGACCUCACUGACACAGCUGAAUAUGCUCUUGGUGUGCUGAGGAAGGGGGAAAUCCCAAAGUACAUUCAGUGAUCCAUCGAACACCGACGCACUUGAUUCGUGCACUUGUACCUCUGC